AUGCCCACAACUUUGAAUCACGUCACCUCGCCAUCGCAAAACGCAACGCACAACUUUAACAUCUUCAAUAGUGCCAUAUUUGUUCAACCGCUCUCUGCAAAGCUUCUACAUAGUGUGCAAUUGAAGCAAGCGAUGGGAGAACCUCCAAAGUCAGAUGAACCUGUACUUUUGGCGGAUGGACAGGACCUGAACCCCAAGCAUAAACACCGUUGA
This is a messenger RNA of Laccaria bicolor S238N-H82, 213 nucleotides long. RefSeq lists its product as uncharacterized. Bases 1 to 213 code for a protein of 70 amino acids. The record is from RefSeq and is a predicted model, not a curated record. The transcript has a single exon. Lineage: Eukaryota; Fungi; Basidiomycota; Agaricomycetes; Agaricales; Hydnangiaceae.